AUGAUGGAGCAGGAACAGGAACGGAGGAAAAAGGCGAUGCAGGAGAAGCUUGAGUUGGAGAAGCAGUUCAUCGAACGAAAAUUCGACCUUUUGCGGGCCGAACUAGAUGAGGAUGACGACGAUCGGAGUGACCAACUCUCGUCGGUGAACAUGAUCAUUUCUCCUCCGGCACAGUCUACCAACCAGAGAAACAGUUUGGCAGCUUGUUUGCCGCAGCAGGUAGGUCAGCACCAGCAACAAAAGAAUGCUGGUCAGCAUCAACCACGACAGCAUCGCGAGUCUAGCGCCUUCGUCGAUACAACCGAUACGGUAAUUUUAGCUAGUAAGACACUGAGCCAAGCAAUUCAUCAAAAUUCUUGGGGGUGCCUGGCACCCCCGGCACCCCCAGUAGUUUCGCCUAUGCCGACAGCCCAGCAGAUCGCAGCUCGGCACGUUGUUCCAAAGGAUUUGCCGGUAUUUUCUGGCGACCCAUCAGAGUGGCCACUUUUCGCCAGCAGUUACUACAACUCCACGGCCAUGUGUGGCUAUUCGGACGGCGAAAAUUUGAUGAGGCUACAGCGCAGUCUCAAAGGGAACGCCAGGGAAGCUGUUCAUUGCCAACUCCUGCACCCUGCGUCGGUUCCGCAGAUAAUGAUGACAUUACAAACUCUCUUCGGACGUCCUGAGCUCAUCGUUCGCUGCCUGUUGAAUAAGGUUCAAUCGACACCAGCACCGAAGGCAGACAAGCUGGAGUCCCUAAUUAGUUUUGGACUUGCCGUUCAAAAUCUGUGCAGCCACCUGCAGUCAAUGGGGAUGGAGGCGCACCUGUCGAAUCCCACUAUUCUUCAGGAACUGGUUGAUAAGCUCCCUACCAACUUGAAACUGGAUUGGGCCCUGCAUCAGCGUCAUCUACCAACCGUAGACCUGAGCUCGUUCGGCAACUACAUGUCAACCAUCGUUUUUGCCGCGUCGAAAGUUUCUGUUGGAUCAGAACCAGUGGGAAAGUUCGAAAAGCCAAAGGGGAAGAAGAAAGGUUUUCUGAAUACCCAUUCUACGGAAGAAGUGGGUGACAACGACCAAGAAGAGCGACAGGAAAGCAGCGCAGGGCAGACGAGGACUCCAUACACCCCUAAGCUGUGUCCGGUAUGUAAGAAAGAAACCCACAAGGUGAAAGAUUGCCGUAGCUUCCUGGAGGCAAGUAUCGACGACCACUGGAAGCUAGUUCAUCAGGCAAAUCUGUGCAGGCGCUGCUUGAUUGGUCACGGCAAAUGGCCAUGUAAAGCGACAGUGUGCGGGAUGGACGGAUGCGAGCUACGUCAUCAUAGGCUGUUGCAUCCGGGAAGGCCAGAAUCAUCGUCGAGCGCCAAGGAUCAGCCCAAAGUAACUGGUACUGUAGGUGUUCAUCGUCAUCAGUCUCGUCCAACACUUUUCCGAAUCAUUCCGGUUAUCGUUCAUGCGAAUGGAACAUCCGUUCGCACGCUGGCGUUCCUCGACGACGGCUCUUCCUACACGUUGGUAGAGCAGGACCUCGUGGAUGAACUUGGCGUUACUGGCGAGCUUGAACCACUGUGUCUACAAUGGACAAGCGGAAUAACAAGGACGGAAGCAAACUCUCGACUGCUGCAGAUUGAGAUAUCAGGUGUCGACGCCAACCGAAAGCACAUCUUGGAGGAUCUAGCGGAUAAGUACGAUUAUCUGCGGGGUCUUCCGGUGGCAAGCUACGACAGCACGGUGCCGCGUAUUCUAAUUGGCGUAGACAACGCCGAUUUACAGGUAACGCUCAAGAAAAGGGAAGGGAAGAAGUUCGAGCCAGUUGCCACCAAAACUAGGCUUGGAUGGACGAUCUACGGGAACCUGACGAGGAUCGAAGCAGAGGACGAACGAAGGGCUCGUGCGAUCAUGGAGGAAACGACCAUCCGCACGUCAUCUGGAAGAUUCCAGACUGGCCUCCUAUGGAGAAAUGACUACGUCGAGUUUCCGGACAGUCGGGCUAUGGCAGAGCAUCGUCUUAAGUGUUUGGAACGGCGACUUAGUAAGAACCCCGAACUGUACAACAACGUUAAGCAGCAAAUCAAAGACUACCAACGCAAAGGAUAUGCGCACGAGUUAACAAAGGAGGAGGCGAACAACAGCGAUCCUCGACGAGUAUGGUAUUUACCCUUAGGGGUUGUGACAAACCCGAACAAACCAGGAAAGGUACGGGUCGUUUGGGAUGCCGCAGCUAAAAUUGAAGGGAUCUCGCUCAACUCCAUGCUGAUGAAGGGUCCAGACAUGACUGCGUCGCUCUCAACAGUGCUGUAUCGUUUCCGGCAACGACAAAUCGCCAUUGCAGGUGACAUCAGGGAGAUGUUUCACCAGAUCCAAAUUCGUCCACAAGAUCGUCAAGCUCAAAGAUUUUUAUGGCGAGAUGCUCCUGGUGAAACAUGCAAAGAAUACGUCAUGGACGUGGCAACCUUCGGGUCGACCUGCUCACCUUCGUCGGCCCAAUACAUCAAAAACAGGAACGCUGAAGAGUGGAGCGAACAGUACCCGGAGGCUGCGGUAGCCAUCAUAGAGUGUCAUUACGUGGAUGACUAUCUGGACAGUCUGGAUUGUGAGGAAGAAGCUGUUCGACUGGCGCUCGAUGUGAAGACCGUUCAUGCUAAGGCCGGAUUUGAUAUUCGGAAUUGGCUGUCAAAUUCAGAGCUGGUCCUUCAACGGGUCGGGGAUCCGGGCCAGCAGAUUACGAAGAGUUUCACAGCCGGCAAAGGAUCGGAGACUGAAAGGGUGCUGGGAAUGAGUUGGACACCGAAGGAGGACACUUUCACUUUCGCUGUGAAUUUUCGGAGCGACAUCCAAUCGUUGAUCAGUGGGACGAGCGUGCCAACCAAAAGGCAAGUUCUGCGAGUCGUCAUGAGUGUUUUCGACCCUCUGGGAUUAUUCGCGGUGUUCGUGAUCCACGGAAAGUGCUUGGUGCAAGACAUUUGGCGGACUAAAAUUGGUUGGGAUGAUCCAAUUCCCGAGAAACUUCACGAAACUUGGCGUCGAUGGAUUCAAGUUCUUCAACAGCUACCUCAACUCGAACUACCACGAUGCUACUUUCCAAACUACAGUGUCGGCAGUCUUCGGAGUCUACAGCUUCAUGUGUUUGUGGAUGCCAGCGAGACGGCCUACUCUUGCGUCGCUUACUUCCUUACUUGA
Molecule: messenger RNA, 3159 nt
Organism: Aedes albopictus (Asian tiger mosquito)
Lineage: Eukaryota; Metazoa; Arthropoda; Insecta; Diptera; Culicidae
Exons: 5
Coding region: 1-3159 (1052 amino acids)
Source: RefSeq, a predicted model, not a curated record